GAGCAUAUAAGGAGCAUGCACUGCACCAGCAGAUACAACCUCAACCACUGAGAAGGAACCUCAGCUCUUCCUUGGGAACAGCCAACAGAGACCCCCCUCAGCUGAUGAGGACAAGCUAAAGCACUCGCUGCUCUACUGAACUACUGAAGCCUCUUUUCCAUCCUUCCCUCGCUCUCUCCAUACACUGCCUCUUCACCUUUCCAGACCAGCGGCACCAUGCCUCCUCAGAUCCAGUCCAGGAAACAGGGUGGACACAGAGUCCUGCAGGGCGACCUCAGCACCCUCAGCCCAGCUAUUAGAGAGUUUGUGGAGGCCAACAUGACUCUGUGCCAACCAGAAUCCGUCCACAUCUGCGACGGCUCGGAUGAGGAGAACCGUGCUAUCCUGACCCAGCUGGAGGAGCAGGGGAUGAUCAAGAAGCUCAGCAAAUAUGAAAACUGCUGGUUGGCUAGGACCGAUCCAAUGGACGUGGCCCGUGUGGAAAGCAAGACGGUGAUUGUGACCGAGGACCCGAGGGACACGGUGCCCAUGCCUCAGGGAGGUGGAGUCAGCCAGCUGGGCCGCUGGAUGUCCCAGCAGGACUUCAACAAAGCCAUGGAUCAGCGGUUCCCUGGUUGCAUGAAAGGUCGGACCAUGUAUGUCAUUCCCUUCAGUAUGGGUCCAGUGGGUUCCCCCCUCUCAAAGAUUGGAGUGGAGCUGACUGACUCUCCCUAUGUGGUGGCCAGUAUGAGGGUGAUGACCCGCAUGGGGAAAGCUGUGCUGUCGGCUCUGGGAAACGGAGAGUUUGUGCGCUGUUUGCAUUCUGUCGGAUGUCCUCUGCCACUCAAGAAGCCACUGGUGAACAACUGGCCCUGUAACCCUGAGCAGAUAUUGAUUGCCCACAUUCCAGACAGCAGGCAGAUAGUCUCCUUUGGUAGUGGUUAUGGAGGAAACUCCCUCCUGGGAAAGAAAUGCUUCGCUUUGCGAAUCGCCUCACGUAUCGCCAAGGAGGAGGGUUGGCUAGCUGAGCACAUGCUGAUCCUGGGCGUCACUAACCCAGCUGGAGAGAAGAAGUACAUGGUGGCAGCCUUUCCCAGCGCCUGCGGGAAAACAAACCUUGCCAUGCUUAAUCCCACGCUGCCCGGCUGGAAGGUCGAGUGUGUGGGAGACGACAUUGCCUGGAUGAAAUUUGAUGACGAAGGAAACCUGCGCGCCAUCAACCCAGAGAAUGGCUUUUUUGGCGUCGCACCUGGAACCUCAGCUAAAACGAACCCAAAUGCCAUGGCAACCAUUGUCAAGAACACCAUCUUCACCAAUGUUGCGGAGACCAGCGAUGGUGGUGUGUACUGGGAGGGAAUGGACGAGUCGCUGCCUGAGGGAGUCACUGUCACGUCUUGGAAGAACAAGCCCUGGAACUCAGACGAUGAUGAACCCUGUGCUCAUCCCAACUCUCGUUUCUGCACUCCGGCCGGACAAUGUCCCAUCAUUGAUCCACAGUGGGAAUCUCCAGAAGGCGUUCCCAUCGAAGCUAUCAUUUUUGGAGGACGCAGACCAGAUGGUGUCCCACUGGUGUAUGAGGCUUUCAGCUGGCAGCAUGGAGUGUUUGUUGGAGCAGCCAUGAGAUCAGAGGCCACUGCCGCAGCUGAAUACAGAGGAAAGGUCAUCAUGAAUGACCCAUUCGCCAUGCGGCCCUUCUUUGGCUACAACUUUGGACAGUACCUCUCUCAUUGGCUGAGCAUGGCUGACCACCCCGGCGCCAAGCUCCCCAAAAUUUUCCAUGUCAACUGGUUCCGCAAAAGCCCCACCGCCGGCUUCCUCUGGCCCGGUUUUGGUGACAAUAUCCGCAUUCUGGACUGGAUGUUCAGGCGGGUGAACGGCGAGGCCUGUGCCAUGCCCUCAGCCGUGGGCUACCUGCCUUCCCAGGACUCCCUGAACCUCCAGGGUCUGCAGGGCAAUGUCAACCUGGACGAGCUGUUCUCUCUGGAUCAAGGGUUUUGGCAGAAGGAGGUGGAAGAGGUGAGACAGUACUUCACCACACAGGUGAACGACGACCUGCCCAGCGAGGUUGCCCUGCAGCUGGACCUCCUGCAUCAGAGAGUGACACAGAUGUAAGGGGACCUGAGCAUGUUGGGAAUUGUUAACAUGCUUAUAUUUGUCCUGGACAUUUUAGAGCAUAAUAUUAAUAUUAUAGAACAAAGUAUCCAAAAAUCUACAAGAUCAUUUUUCUCUUUUCCUCUAUCAUUCUAGAACAUUAUCAGUUAAUGUUGGACAAUGUGUCGGAGAUUGCGGAACAUAAAUGUGGUCAUUCUUAGAGCAGAAUGGGACAAAAUUAUUGGAAGAAAAAUGUGUUGUAAAUGCACAUCACACAGUCUUUGCCAUGUGGAUGUGUGUGGCACAGAAGGAUGAACUAAGCAGGGCCUUGUUUGAUCUCUUAAACACAUGCACGGGAAGUUGAUGUUUUCUUUUCCUGUCGUAGCUUUUUCUUUCGUUUUAACUUAUUUUUAUACUGUAUUGUAACUCUGGGUUCCCAAUCUUACGUCUCCAUUUAUGGUGAGACAAAAAAAUAAAAAGUAUUUAAGCAUA
Molecule: messenger RNA, 2562 nt
Organism: Solea senegalensis (Senegalese sole)
Lineage: Eukaryota; Metazoa; Chordata; Actinopteri; Pleuronectiformes; Soleidae
Gene: pck1
Product: phosphoenolpyruvate carboxykinase 1 (soluble)
Exons: 10
Coding region: 217-2091 (624 amino acids)
Biological process (GO): propionate catabolic process; cellular response to insulin stimulus; response to starvation
Cellular component (GO): cytosol; mitochondrion
Molecular function (GO): GTP binding; manganese ion binding; phosphoenolpyruvate carboxykinase (GTP) activity
Source: RefSeq, a predicted model, not a curated record